AGUUGAAAAGCUUCGUUCAACGAAUUCGGUUGGGUUUUUGUAUGUGGUUAGUUGGCACGUGAGUUUUAAGAUUUAAAAAAUAGAUUAUUGCAAAAAUAAAAGUUAAAAAAACCGAUUUGUUUUAAAAAUAAAUUAAUUCGUUUAUAUAAUGUUGAAUUAGUUGAUAAUUAAAGCCAUUAAAUACGCACGGUAAUAAGAUAUUUUUCUAAAAUUAAAUUUGCUACCAUUGGAAAAGCUUUCGGUUUUAGCCAGAAAAAGAAAAGGAAUCAUCAUGUUCUCACGUCCCAAUUUAUACGGAAAUCUAACCAAAAUAUGUGCCACAGCCUCAGCACGGUCAUCAAACAACCCAGCAACAACAACAGCUGUCGCAGCUGUUGCCAACAACACACAAAUACGCGAAUAUCAUGAAGUGGUUGGUGAUAUCUUGUGCCCCUCACAAGUAAUGGGUAUUGAUCACAUUCGGGAUCCACGUUUAAACAAAGGUUUAGCAUUUACCCUCGAAGAACGCCAAGUAUUGGGUAUACAUGGUUUACAACCCGCACGCUUUAAAACUCAGGAAGAACAAUUGCAAUUGUGUAAAAUUGCAGUUAAUCGUUAUAGUGAAUCGUUGAAUAAAUAUUUAUAUUUGAGUGAUUUGCAAGAUCGUAAUGAACGUCUCUUUUUCCGUUUUCUCUCCGAAAAUAUUGAGGAAUUAAUGCCAAUUGUAUAUACACCCACUGUGGGUUUGGCCUGCCAGAGAUUUGGUUUAAUUUAUCGUAGACCUCGUGGUCUAUUCGUGACCAUCAAUGAUCGUGGUCAUGUGUUUGAUGUAAUUAAAAAUUGGCCUGAACCUGAUGUUCGUGCUAUUUGCGUUACAGAUGGCGAACGCAUUCUGGGUUUGGGCGAUUUAGGUGCUUCCGGUAUGGGUAUUCCUGUUGGUAAAUUGGCUUUAUAUACUGCUUUGGCCGGUAUUAAGCCCCACCAAUGUUUGCCCAUUGUUAUUGAUGUCGGCACUAAUAAUAUUGAUCUUUUGGAAGAUCCUCUAUAUGUCGGUCUACGUCAAAAGCGCGUUGUCGGCCGUGAAUAUGAUGACUUUAUUGAUGAAUUCAUGGAGGCCGUUGUGAAACGUUAUGGUCAAAAUACAUUGAUACAAUUUGAAGAUUUCGGCAAUCACAAUGCAUUUAGGUUCCUCGAUAAAUAUCGUAAUACAUAUUGUACCUUCAAUGAUGAUAUUCAGGGUACGGCUUCGGUAGCGGUAGCUGGUUUAUACGCUUCGAAACGUAUUACAGGUAAAAGUUUUGCGGACUAUACCUUCCUAUUUGCUGGUGCUGGUGAAGCCGCUAUUGGUAUUGCUGAUUUGACUGUAAAAGCUAUGGUAGCUGAAGGUGUGCCAAUUGAUGUGGCCCGAAGCAAAAUCUGGAUGGUUGAUGUUAAUGGCUUAUUGACCACUACCCGCGAAGAAGGUAGUCUGGAGGGUCACAAACUUAACUACGCCAAGGAUGUUGAACCAAUGAAAAAUUUGGAAGAAAUUGUUGAAAAAAUUAAACCUAAUGUAUUGAUUGGUGCCUCCGCAGCUGCCGGUAUUUUUACACCUAAAAUUUUGCAAACUAUGGCCGCUAAUAAUGAUCGCCCAGUUGUGUUUGCUUUAUCAAAUCCUACCAGUAAGGCAGAAUGUACUGCUGAGCAGGCCUACCAAAACACAGAUGGUCGUGUAAUCUUCUCAUCGGGUUCACCCUUCCCACCAGUGACCAUAAAUGGUAAAACAUACUCACCUGGCCAAGGCAAUAAUGCGUACAUCUUCCCCGGUGUUGCAUUGGGAGUUAUUGCUACAGGUACCCAUCAUAUUCCAGAUGAUAUGUUCCUAAUUGCUGCCCAAGAACUUGCCAACUAUGUAGAUCAAGCUGAUUUAGAUCGUGGCUCUCUGUAUCCACCAUUGAACACAAUUCAAGAGAUUUCUAUGCGUAUUGCUAUUGGUGUAACAAAAUGUGCUUAUGACAAAGGUCUUGCCUCAACUUAUCCUGAACCUCAAGACAAACGCAAAUGGCUACAAGAUCAAUUAUACAAUUUCAACUAUGAAAGUUCAUUGCCUGUGACUUGGGCGUGGCCAAGAAUGCCCUACAUUAAGACUCGCGAGGAGAGUCCUCUUUUAGCUGCAAUUAAAUAAACAAUUUUGGCUAACAUCUGCAUAGUUUUGAAUUCUCUAAUACACUUUAUAUGUCACAUCACGCGUAAAAUUGAUAUGUUGCGUUGCUUUAUUGUCUUACCACUACCGAUAUUUUUUUAUUAUUGCCACCAACUACUAUCAACCACACUGUAUUUUCUCCAUUUUUCUCAAUUAAUUAUGUAUAUUUAAAGUUUGGAUGCGGGUUUUAUUAUAUAUGUAUUUCAUUAAUAUAAUUUUAUUUGUUAUUAACUUUAUUGACUAUUUAGAGUAUAUGUUCAGUAAAAAAUAUUAAUGAAAAUAGCCAAAGAUAAUUUAACCACCAGAUAUUCAAAAUAACUCUGAAUAUUACCAAUUUAUAUGUCCUAUUUUUAUAUUAA
Molecule: messenger RNA, 2520 nt
Organism: Lucilia cuprina (Australian sheep blowfly)
Lineage: Eukaryota; Metazoa; Arthropoda; Insecta; Diptera; Calliphoridae
Gene: Men-b
Product: NADP-dependent malic enzyme
Exons: 9
Coding region: 272-2143 (623 amino acids)
Biological process (GO): malate metabolic process; pyruvate metabolic process
Cellular component (GO): mitochondrion
Molecular function (GO): malate dehydrogenase (decarboxylating) (NADP+) activity; NAD binding; malate dehydrogenase (decarboxylating) (NAD+) activity
Source: RefSeq, a predicted model, not a curated record